Elaeis guineensis (African oil palm) is the source of this 1577-nucleotide messenger RNA. RefSeq names its product superoxide dismutase [Fe] 2, chloroplastic. NCBI's taxonomy places the organism in Eukaryota, Viridiplantae, Streptophyta, Magnoliopsida, Arecales, Arecaceae. Gene Ontology annotation, cellular component: chloroplast nucleoid. The record is from RefSeq and is a predicted model, not a curated record. Gene Ontology annotation, biological process: superoxide metabolic process. Gene Ontology annotation, molecular function: metal ion binding; superoxide dismutase activity.
GACAAAGAAAAAAAACUUUUCCGUGCCACGGUUGGUGGUGUAUUAUAGCAUUUGUGGACUUCCAAGAAGCGCUUGCAAUUCUGCCUACGAGAAGAACAGGGAAAAAUCCCAGCCCCCGCGGGAGGGUGUUAUUGGGUCCAGAAGACCCGAGCCGGUGGUCCAACCUGGUCUCACCUCACUCGCGCCUCGAAACCGCUCCCAUCCCGGCAUCCCCUUGCCCGCGCGCCGGCUCGUUGCCUCAUCUCAAUCGACAGAUCCCAAGUCCGGUCACACAGAGAGAGGGAAGGGCGACCAAUGGGGUUUCCCCUGUUGUCUCCAAGCUACUGCUGCGGCUCCCAACCUUCGCCUCCAAUCUUUCAUGGCCUCCUCCGUUUCAAGCCCGUUACCAGCCUCCGUAAGCCCAGUUCGCAGAAAAGACAGUUAUGCCAAUCUGGAAGAGCUUCCAAAAUUUUGGCCUACUAUGGCCUUACAACCCCUCCAUAUGAACUAGAUGCUUUGGAACCGUACAUGAGCCAGAGGACUCUGGAAUUACACUGGGGAAAACAUCAUAGAGACUAUGUGGAUAGCUUGAAUAAACAGCUUGCAAAAAACCCGUUAUAUGGCCACACUAUGGAGGAGCUGAUUAAAGUGACAUACAACAAUGGCAACCCAUUACCAGAAUUCAAUAAUGCUGCUCAGGUCUGGAACCAUGACUUCUUCUGGGAGUCAAUGCAACCAGGUGGUGGAAAAUUGCCUCAGGGUGGUCUGCUUCAGCAAAUUGAAAAGGAUUUUGACUCAUUCUCUAAUUUUAGAGAUAAGUUUGUAGAGUCAGCCAUGACACUAUUUGGAUCUGGCUGGGUGUGGCUUGUCUUGCGAACGGAAGAAAAAAGGCUUUCUGUUGUUAGAACAUCAAAUGCAAUGUGUCCGCUCAUAUGGGGUGAUAUUCCAAUCAUUGGUCUGGAUAUGUGGGAGCAUGCAUACUACCUAGACUACAAGGAUGACAGAGAAAAAUACAUAAACACCUUCAUGGACAAUCUUGUGUCCUGGCAUGCAGCUACGGUGAGGUGAAACCUUGUUCUACAGAAAAAUGAAAAAAAAAGGCGCUAACAGUCUACUUCUGUAUGAAAUGUGUUGCUAUGUAUCUCACCGGUAUCCCAAGGUGAGACUUUGGUAUCAUACUAGGUCAGGAAGAAGAUGUUCGGGCCAUUUGUUGAUCUAUCGAGUACUCUCAUGAAGAGACGUUAAGCUUCUGGUAGAAUAUAAACUGAAGGUUGUAAAAUAUGGAGAAAGUGCACCAGCUCCCAUGCUACCUAGACUCCAGAAAGGCACUGAUUCCUGUAUGUUUCCUCAGGUUUCAGUGUUUAGUUUCCUCUCGGAUGCUCUUCCCUCGUUGCCUGCUGAACUUGGGCAUUUUGUAUAUGUGCUGAAUAUCUUUCGAGAAUUCCAACUUUUUAGAAUGCUUCUUGUGAAACUUAUGUGGCAGAAUUUUUUUGAUAAUUUGUUGCCCAAGCUCUUGAAUAUUGAUCGGGCCAUCGAUCGGGGUUAAUUUUAUGUGAACCAUAUAUUACAGCGUUGGCUCCAGUGGAGUGCUUGCAUCA